Molecule: messenger RNA, 3177 nt
Organism: Clonostachys rhizophaga
Lineage: Eukaryota; Fungi; Ascomycota; Sordariomycetes; Hypocreales; Bionectriaceae
Source: the annotation of a GenBank genome assembly
AUGGCGUCCUACGAUGCAGCGCGCUUCGACGACUCGGAGGAAGAGGAGGAUUUCAACCCAGCGCCUGCCGAUCUGUCAGACGAUGAGGACACCAAUACCAGACAGGAGAAGCGACCACGAGACCAGAGCUCCCCCGGUGAUGAUGAUGGAGAUGAGGAUUCCGCCCCUCGAGCCAAAACGCGGCGCGUCAUGGACGAGGACGAGGACAACGAACAGGAUGAGGACGAGGAGAGAGAUGAAGAUGAGGAGGAUGACGAAGAAAACGAAGAUGAUGAAGAUGAAGACGACGAGGAUGACGUCCAGACGCGUCGUCCCAAGAAGCGCCAGCGAGACCGCCGAACUGCUCUCUUCGAUAUCGAAGCCGAAGUCGAUGACGAAGACGAAGGCGAGGAUGAGGAACGAGACGGCGAAGAAAUAGAGGGCUUCAUCGACAACGCCCAUCCUGAUGAUGUCGCUGACACGAACCGCUUUGACGACGACCGACGACAUCGCGAGCUCGACCGUCAGAGACAGAUGGAAUCCAGUCUCGAUGCAGAGAAGCAGGCCGAGAUCCUUCGCCAGCGCUACGGAAACCGCCGCCCGACUAAGGGUCUCGGCGAUUCGGCCGUUGUCCCCAAGCGUCUCCUGCUCCCUAGCGUGGAUGACCCGAGCAUCUGGGGAGUCCGGUGCAAGGAAGGCAAGGAGCGUGAGGUCGUCUUCUCCCUCAUGAAGAGAAUCGAGGAGCGCCAGGGCACGAGAGACGAACUUGCCAUUACUGCCGCGUUCGAGCGAGGUGGUGCGCAGUCCGUCAUGAAGGGCUUCAUCUACGUGGAGGCCCAGCGCCAGAACGAUAUCCUCAAGGCCCUCGAUGGCAUGCUCAAUGUGUACCCGCGUUCCAAGAUGGUUCUGGUCGAGAUCAAGGACAUGCCUGAGCUCUUCCGCGUUACCAAGGAUUCGAGCUUGGAGCCUGGUGCCUGGGUGCGCCUUCGCCGACCCUUCAAGUACAACGGUGACCUUGCACAGGUUAUUGACGUUACCGAGAACGGGCUGGAGGCACGAGUCCGUUAUAUUCCCCGUCUGGAUUAUGGUGUGAGAGACGAUUCCCUGACUGCUGGAGCUGAUGGGAAGAGGAAGCGCUUCCCGGGCACCGGGCCCAAACCCCCUCAGAGAUUGUUCAGCGAGGUUGAGGCUCGCAAGCACCAGCCACGCUUCCUUCAAGGAAACCCUUCAACCAACACAUGGUCAUUCAUGGGCGAUGAAUUCGAGAACGGAUUCUGCGUCAAAGAUGUCAAGAUCCAACAGCUCGUGGUGACAGACGUGAACCCAUCGCUCGAAGAGGUUACGCGAUUCGCAUCUGGGGCGGAAGAUGGUACUGAGAACCUUGAUCUCAAGGCCCUGGCGGCAAGUUUGAAGGAUAGCAACAAGAUGGUUACCUACCUCCCUGGUGACAUCAUCGAGGUGUACUCUGGAGAACAAAAGGGUGUCGUGGGCAAGGCAACGAACGUGCAGGGCGAUAUCGUCACAAUGUCCGUGACUGAGGGCGACCUUGCUGGACAAACCAUCGAAGUGCCUACUAAGGGGUUGCGGAAGCGCUUCCGAAUUGGUGAUCAUGUCAAGGUCAUUGGUGGUAGUAAGUUUCGUGACGAGGUUGGUACAGUGGUCAAGAUUUCCGAGGAUCGUGUGACUCUCCUCACGGAUCAGACCAACACUGAAGUCACUGUCUUCAGCAAGGACUUGCGUGAGGCUAGUGAUAUCGGAGGGCAGGGCUCUCUCGGGCAGUUCGAGUUGCAAGAUCUGGUGCAGCUCGACCCUACAACCGUGGGUUGUAUUGUCAAGGUGGAUCGUGAAUCUCUGGUGGUAUUGGACCAGUUCGGAGACACUCGCCAGGUCGUUCCUUCACAGAUUCCCAACAAGCUGCCGAAGCGAAAGCAAGCUGUUGCUGCCGACCGCAGUGGUUCCGAAAUCAGAUUGGACGAUGUUGUCAAGGAGGCUACGGGCCAGCAACGACAAGGAAAGAUCAUCCACAUCCACCGCUCAUACGUCUUCUUGCAUACCAAUGACAGCACUGAGAACGCCGGUGUGUUCGUUACCAAGGCCAGCAUGGUCAACACCAUCGCUGCCAAGGGAGGCCGAGUUAACGCUGCCUCCUCCACACCCGAUCUCAAUGCCAUGAACCCAGCUCUGAAGCUCCACAAGAACGGGGCCGAGAACAAGCCCCCGCAGCCUCAGAAGUUCGGCCGCGACAGAGCCAUGGAGCAGACGGUUAUUGUCAAGAAGGGAGCCUACAAAGGUCUCCUUGGUAUCGUGAAGGACACCACAGAUACCCAUGCACGUGUCGAGCUGCAUACAAAGUCCAAGACGAUCACUGUUCCAAAGGACUCGCUCAGUUACAGGGACAAGAAGACGGGCGCCCCCAUCGAGAUUAACGGUCGCGGUCGGGGUGGGCCUGGUGGUGGCUUCAACCGCAGCUCUGGCGGCGGAGAGCGUGUCCCUGGUUGGCAAACUGGCUCUCGCACACCCAUGGGAUCCGGCGGGGACAGAGUCCCCGCCUGGGGUUCACGCACACCCGCCGGCGGUGCUGGAGGUCGUACCCCAGCUUGGAAGGGCGGAGACUACUCUGGUUCUCGCACGCCUGCUUGGGCUGAUGGCUCCCGCACGGUCAACCCAUAUGAUGGUAGCCGAACAGCUUAUGGCUCUGGCUCUCGCACUCCCGCGUGGCAGUCGGGUGCCAAGACACCUGCAUACGGCGACGCUUUUGGUGCAGGCUCCCGAACCCCUGCCUACGCAGGCAGCUCUGGAACAGAUGCUUUCUCAUCUGGCUCCAAGACUCCCGCUUGGGGCGUCUCGGCACCGACACCUGGUGCCAGCAACAACGACAGCUGGAGCUACACGCCUGGAGCGACAUCGGGCGCAUUCGACGCGCCAACACCGGGAGGCGGCCUUGCAGCCCCUACACCCGGUGCGAUGAACGCACCCACCCCAGGCGCCUACUCGGCACCUACACCUGGCGGAGCUCCCACGCCCGCGGCUAGCAACUGGCAGGGAGGAUGGGGUGCUGACGCCGCCCCUACUCCUGGCGCGAGUGCUCCCACUCCCGCCGCCUCGGGAGGCUACUACGGAGCACCCACGCCAGGUGCCUAUGGCGGGGCUCCAGAGACACCUGCAGCCGGACCUAGGUACACGGAUGAUGACGAUUGA